Molecule: messenger RNA, 1453 nt
Organism: Lycium ferocissimum
Lineage: Eukaryota; Viridiplantae; Streptophyta; Magnoliopsida; Solanales; Solanaceae
Exons: 2
Coding region: 214-1107 (297 amino acids)
Source: RefSeq, a predicted model, not a curated record
UCUCUCUCUCUAUAUAUAGCAUAUACUAUAUAUAUUCCUAUACACCACAAUAGUUUCUUCAUCAUCUAUAUAUCAAGAAAAAACAACUCUCUAAAUUGUCAAUUGCCUCAUCUCUUUGAACAUCAACAAAACACAAAAACGGGCAUUUUUCUUUGUUAUAGAAUUCGGUUAUUUUCUGUCACAAGGCAUAAAAGUUAAACUUUUUCCGUAAAAAUGAGGUUUAAGAGGGUGGCCGAGGCGUUUGAUGAGGUGGCAAAGGCGAGAUUUUGCGAAAGCAGUGGCAGCGAGCAUUCGCCAAUGGAGAGCGUAACGGAUUUGUACGGUCUUGUAAAUUCUUUUAUUGAAAGAGGUAAUGAAGAAGAGAUUAUUAUUGAUAAUGAUGGGGAGGAAUUAGAAGAAAAUGGAUUAAGUGUUAAUUGUUUUGAUGAUUUAGAGAAUAAGGAUAAGUUGAGGAAAUUGUUAGGUUAUGAAGAAAGUGAUGAUGAUGUGAAGAGAAAUAUUAAAACUGCAGUGGAAAAUGCAUGGGUAGAAAUCGGUGAUAGUACGGCGGAUUUUAAACGGCGAUUGAUGACUCAGUUACGCGAUAGAGGAUUUGAUGCUGGUCUGUGCAAAUCAAAAUGGGAGAGAAAAGGUCAGGUUCCAUCAGGAAAUUACGAGUACGUCGACGUUAACAUGAGCGAAAAUCGCUACAUAAUUGAAGUUAACCUUGCUAGAGAAUUUGAAAUAGCAAGGCCAACAACUUGCUACACUUCAUUGCUAGAGAUUUUCCCUUCAAUAUUUGUAGGAAAAAUGGAAGAAUUGAAGCAAGUGGUGAGAAUUAUGACUAGAGCUAUGAAGAAAUCAAUGAAGAAAAUGGAUAUUCAUGUGCCACCAUGGAGACAAAUUGCUUACAUGCAAGCUAAGUGGUUUGGUUCUUACAAGAGAACAAUUAAUGAAUUGUUAGAUGAUGAUCAAAAGAAGCUUGAUUUUUCUUAUAAGUGUUUGGCUAAAAAGAGAGCAGUGGGGUUUGUCGACAUGCCAACAAUUUCUUUCUACUGCAGAGAAAAUUUUGCUUCUAAUUGCAAUGGCAUAAAGAUGGGAAACUUGGCUGCUGCUUUAAAUGGAUGAUGGUUCAUGGAUGUCCGAGUAACGGUAAUUUUGGCAUGUACUAGUUAUAUUCAAAAUGAUGCAAUAAAGUAAAGCUACUUUUCUCGAAAGAGUAGAGGGGACAGUCUUUGGCCCAGGUAAAAUAAAACCCGGCCUCCAAUUCCACCCCAGUGGACUAUUAAUCUCUCUUCAUGGAGUCUAAGAAAAGAGAGAUAUUAUUGUUCGAUAUAUGUUAUAAGCUAGUCAUUGUUGCGUAGACAGUAAGAUUACUAGAGGUGGAGAUCACAUCACCCUUUGUGGCAAAGGUUUAUCGGAAUUUUCGUCCAUCAAAAUGUCUCGUGUUAUUUAUAAUAAAUUAGAAAGCUAU